This is a messenger RNA of Debaryomyces tyrocola, 1278 nucleotides long. The record is from the annotation of a GenBank genome assembly. NCBI's taxonomy places the organism in Eukaryota, Fungi, Ascomycota, Pichiomycetes, Serinales, Debaryomycetaceae.
AUGACGGAUGAAUACUCAGAACAAACAGACCAACAUCAGGUUGAAGAACAAGAAGAAUAUUUAAACAUGAACGAGAUCGAAGAAGAAGUUCCAGAAGAUGAUGAAAAUGCAUCAGCACCAGAUGAAGACGAAGAUGCUGAUAUGGAUGUUGACGGAGAAGAAGACGAAACUUUGGAAAUAGAUAUGUCAAACAAUUCGUGGGCAUAUUUUGACCAACACAAGGACUCGAUUUUCACUAUUUUCAAGCAUCCUACCUUGCCAAUGGUUGUCACCGGAGGCGGAGAUAAUACAGCAUUUAUGUGGACCACACAUACGCAGCCACCACGUUUUGUUGGCGAAUUGCAAGGACACAAGGAAUCGGUCAUCACUGGUGGUUUUACCCACGAUGGGAAAUACGUUGUCACUGGUGAUAUGAAUGGUUUCAUCCAAGUACACAAGUCAACAAAGAGUGGUCAAAAAUGGACCAAGUUUGCUGAUUUGGAAGAAGUUGAGGAAGUCUUGUGGAUCAGCGUCCAUCCAAGCUUGCCUUAUUUUGCAUUCGGAGCUAACGAUGGAUCUGUGUGGUGUUAUCAAAUUGAUGAAUCCAGUAACUCGCUUGUGCAAUUAAUGACAGGUUUCUCGCACUCAUUGGAAUGUAACAGUGGUAUAUUUGUAAACACCGACAAGGGAGAAGACGAAUUAACGUUAGUCUCUGUUUCUGAAGACGGUACCGUAGUGAACUGGAAUUGUUUCACUGGUGCUGUUAACUAUAAAUUGCAACCAUAUGACGACUUCAAGGGUGUUGAAAGCCCGUGGGUCUCUCUCAAUGCCCAUAAGAACGUUAUUGCCCUUGGAGGGCGUGAUGGUCAAUUAGCUAUAGUAAAUAACGACUCAGGUAAGAUUGUUCACACUAUCAGAACCCUUGAAAAUGCCGAGGACGAAGCAGAGUUGUCUAUUGAAGCAUUAUCCUGGUGUUCCGCACCACUGAUCAACUUGUUAGCUGUCGGUUUAGUCUCGGGUGAUUUAUUAUUGUUCGAUACCUUACAAUGGAGAUUACGUAAAUCCGUCAAAAUAGACGAUACCAUAACUAGAUUGGAAUUCGUUGAAGGAACCCCGUACUUAAUUGGUUCUUCAAUGAAUGGGAAAAUAUAUAAGUGGGAUGCUAGAACGGCUGAAGAAGUAUUUGUUGGUGUCGGUCAUAAUAUGGGUGUCUUAGAUUUCACUGUUUUAGAAAACGGUAAUAAAUUAAUAACUGCUGGUGAUGAAGGUGCCGCCUUGGUCUUUGUAACCCAACAGUAA